Messenger RNA from Trifolium pratense (red clover), 2015 nucleotides. RefSeq names its product non-specific phospholipase C2. Lineage: Eukaryota; Viridiplantae; Streptophyta; Magnoliopsida; Fabales; Fabaceae. The transcript is spliced from 4 exons. Gene Ontology annotation, molecular function: hydrolase activity, acting on ester bonds. Bases 301 to 1857 code for a protein of 518 amino acids. The record is from RefSeq and is a predicted model, not a curated record. Gene Ontology annotation, biological process: phospholipid catabolic process.
GCCUAAAGUGAAAGAGAGAGAAAUGAAAAUCUAUCGGCAAAAUGCAGUCAUUCUGACUCAGAUCAAAUAACAAUACAGACAAAAUCCAUGAAACCCAUUUAUUACGUAAUCAAAACCUCUCUCACAUAAAGGGCAAUUAACCUCACGCAAUCUCUCUCUCUCUCUCUCUCUCUCUCUCUCUCACUAUAUCUAUCUUUCUUUACUUUCUCUCAUUUUCUCAUAUCACAAUACCAAAAAAAAUCUCACCCCUUCUUCCAUCAACAUUGUAAUACUUACUCUUCUUAAAAACACACUACAAAAAUGGGUACCCGAAUUACUACACUGUUAUUUUUCUUAACAUUCUUCUUUCUCAAUUCCAAUGCAGCCCAAAACCCAAUCAAAACCGUGGUGAUUUUAGUAAUGGAAAACCGUUCAUUCGACCACAUGCUUGGUUGGAUGAAGAAACUAAACCCAAACAUAAACGGUGUAACCGGGUCAGAAUCAUUACCAUUAUCAAUAACCGACCCGAAUUCAAAACGGAUAUUUUACAAAAACGAAGCGAAGUAUGUGGACCCUGAUCCUGGUCACUCGUUUCAAGCAAUUAGGGAACAGAUAUUCGGGUCAGAAGACACGUCAGCUGAUCCAGCUCCAAUGAAUGGUUUUGCACAACAAGCUUAUUCGAUGGAUAAUACAACGAAUAUGUCACAAGAAGUUAUGAAUGGAUUUGAACCUGAUCAUGUUGCUGUUUAUAAGUCACUUGUUUCUGAGUUUGCUGUUUUUGAUAGGUGGUUUGCCUCCGUACCAGCUUCCACUCAACCUAAUCGACUCUAUGUGCACUCGGCAACAUCCGGUGGCGCCACCAGCAACGUGGCAAAAUUGCUUGCAAUGGGCUACCCACAACAAACUAUUUUCGACAGUCUCCACGAUAAUGGAUUUGACUUUGGAAUAUAUUACCAAAAUAUUCCAGCAACAUUGUUCUAUAGGAACUUAAGGAAGCUAAAGUAUGUGCUCAAAUUUCAUCUAUACGAGACCUUUAAGCGUCAUGCUAAGGAUGGAAAGUUACCGAAUUAUGUUGUCGUGGAGCAGCGGUACACUGACACUAAGUUGUUCCCAGGCAAUGACGAUCAUCCGUCUCAUGAUGUAUACCAAGGACAAAUGUUUGUGAAGGAGGUGUACGAGACACUGAGGGCAAGCCCGCAGUGGAACGAAACCCUUUUCUUGAUUACAUAUGACGAGCACGGUGGGUUUUAUGAUCAUGUGGCUACACCGGUGCGCGGGGUGCCUAGCCCUGAUGGGAUUAUGGGACCAGAACCAUUUAACUUCACUUUUAAUAGGUUGGGAGUAAGGGUUCCCACUAUUGCUAUCUCACCUUGGAUUGAAAAAGGAACAGUUGUUCAUGGGCCAAACGGGUCACCAACUCCUACAUCAGAAUAUGAACAUUCAUCCAUUGCAGCAACGGUUAAAAAAAUCUUCAAUUUGCCAAAAUUUCUUACCAAGAGAGAUGAAUGGGCAGGAACCUUUGAAGGCAUUGUACAAACAAGGACAGAGCCCAGGACUGAUUGCCCAGAGCAACUUCCAACUCCUGAAAAGUUAAGAAAAGGAGAGGCAAAUGAAGAUGCAAAACUCAGUGAAUUUCAGCAAGAAUUGAUCCAACUUGCAGCAGUUCUUAAAGGAGACAAUAUAUUAACUAGUUAUCCAAAUACAAUAGGGAAAGACAUGAGUGUUAAGCAAGGAAAAGAUUACAUGGAUGAAGCAGUUAAAAGAUUCUUUGAAGCAGGUCGUUAUGCAAAGAAAAUGGGAGUUAGUGAUGAGCACAUUGUGAAGAUGAAACCUUCUUUGACUACAAGAUCAUCCAAAAAUUCAAAUAAAAAUCCAUAGGAGCAAAAUGAAAUAAGAUUAUGUAAAAAUAGCAUUUGAGGGUGUGAAAAUUGAAACAAAUGAUUUCUAAUAAAAAAAAAAAGUUGUACAAAAUAGGAAAAAGCAAUGUGCUAAUUUCUAUAAUUAAUAAUGGGAAAUUAUAUGGGAUUUUUAGAGUU